This is a messenger RNA of Darwinula stevensoni, 363 nucleotides long. The record is from the annotation of a GenBank genome assembly. Lineage: Eukaryota; Metazoa; Arthropoda; Ostracoda; Podocopida; Darwinulidae.
AUGGAAUACUGUGUCCUGAUGUACUUGGGAGUCCUCAUCUACCAAGAACACGAUCUGAUCUCUGUGCCUCACCAAAAGAAACUCACCUAUCAUUGGGUCAUUCAGUCUCUCAGUGCCACCUCCAUCCUUCUGGCAUAUGCAGCUAUCUACUUCAACAAAGAGCGCAAUGAUGCUGCCCACCUGGUUACGUGGCACGGGACAAUGGGGUUCGUUGCUGUUCUGGCCCUCUGCGUCCAAGUAACUGGAGGAGCAUGCAUUAAGUAUGGUCUAGUUCCCAGUCCCCAGCUGUGGAAAAAAUUCCAUGCAGUUGCAUCAGAAGCAACAACUCAGAAUCAAGUCUCAGUGACGGCCCCUGUUGGCUAA